Ruditapes philippinarum (Manila clam) is the source of this 1130-nucleotide messenger RNA. RefSeq lists its product as uncharacterized. The coding region runs from base 65 to 886 and encodes 273 amino acids. Lineage: Eukaryota; Metazoa; Mollusca; Bivalvia; Venerida; Veneridae. The transcript has 3 exons. The record is from RefSeq and is a predicted model, not a curated record.
GAUAUUACAUACCACUUAAGAUACAACUCGUGUGAAAUUAGUAUCGCCACUGUUUUGAUAACAAAUGGAUGGGAAAAUGAUGCUCUUAAAAUGUAUCUUUGGAGCGCUGUUUUUGUGCUGGAUUGCCGAAACUAGCUACGGCUGCCGCCGCUCACGUUCAUGUGAGGAUUUGCAAUACAAACAUAGAAACAUAAAAAGCGGGGAAUAUUUCGUCUACAAUAGAAGAGGUCAGAGAUACAAAGUCUACUGUGAAUUUCACCGCGGCUAUGGCUAUACAUUUGUUUCCAAAGAUGAAAUUCGAAAAGCCGACAUGAGACGCCUUCGACGAUGUCAUUCAAAGGUAUUAGUACGACAUUUGCGCUCAAACGGCAAGCAAUAUGAUACUAUGAUGGAUCAAAUAUCUUCCCGUUCCUCUAUACCGUUGAGUGUCCAGUACAACAAAAACACUGGUUAUGCCACUCCGAUAAACCAUGCGACAAUGGGUCCUUAUUUAUAUCUUGGUUUCUUACCGAAAUACAUCGCACGAAGCCAUAGUAUACAGGGGUAUAGAGCCAAUGGUCAGGAUUUUACGUUUCGGAAUUGUGAUGCAAAUCCAAACAGCUAUUUAGCUCUCUUUGUCAACCCCAAACACAACGACCCGAACGGUUAUUACAAACGCUGCUGCUACACUAAACUGAUGAGGGACUGGAUAAACGUGGGCAAAAGAACUUCGGAAUUCCUUCCAUGCAAAUACUUUUUCCAGUUUGAGAUGCACAUGGGAGGAUGUGGUGGGUAUGCUGUCAAUGGCUUUAACACCUUGACCGACGUAAUCGGUGCAGCCUUAGGUUUCCAAUUCGAAACAAGAACAAAGGAGCAAAAUGAAAAAAGGAGUUUUCAGGCAGAAUGAAAAUGAUACCAUAUAGACACGUGCAAAUACGAUUUUUCAGUGUUCCUUUAAUUGACUUUUAAAAUCAUAGCAAACUUUUAUCAAUUGCAUAUAUAUCAAAAUAUCAAUUCCUUUACUGACAUAUAGACAUACUCUUGCAAUGCCUUUCCCUUCUUUCAUGUGGGUAACAUAACUGAGUGCAGUUGCUUUGAUGUUCGUACAGAAACUUGACUGUGACAUGAAAUAAUAAACUUUCACUUCGUCA